Molecule: messenger RNA, 1410 nt
Organism: Microtus ochrogaster (prairie vole)
Lineage: Eukaryota; Metazoa; Chordata; Mammalia; Rodentia; Cricetidae
Gene: Hand2
Product: heart and neural crest derivatives expressed 2
Biological process (GO): heart development; regulation of transcription by RNA polymerase II
Molecular function (GO): DNA-binding transcription factor activity, RNA polymerase II-specific; RNA polymerase II transcription regulatory region sequence-specific DNA binding; protein dimerization activity
Source: RefSeq, a predicted model, not a curated record
AUGAGUCUGGUGGGGGGCUUUCCCCACCACCCCGUGGUGCACCAUGAGGGCUAUCCGUUCGCCGCCGCUGCCGCCGCCGCUGCCGCCGCCGCCGCCAGCCGCUGCAGCCACGAGGAGAACCCCUACUUCCACGGCUGGCUUAUUGGCCACCCGGAGAUGUCGCCCCCCGACUACAGCAUGGCCCUGUCCUACAGCCCUGAGUAUGCCAGCGGCGCCGCCGGCCUGGACCACUCCCAUUAUGGGGGAGUGCCGCCCGGUGCGGGGCCUCCGGGCCUGGGGGGGCCGCGCCCGGUGAAGCGCCGAGGCACCGCCAACCGCAAGGAGCGGCGCAGGACUCAGAGCAUCAACAGCGCCUUCGCCGAGCUGCGGGAGUGCAUCCCCAACGUGCCUGCCGACACCAAACUCUCUAAAAUCAAGACACUGCGCCUGGCCACCAGCUACAUCGCCUACCUCAUGGAUCUGCUGGCCAAGGACGACCAGAACGGCGAGGCGGAGGCCUUCAAGGCGGAGAUCAAGAAGACCGACGUGAAAGAGGAAAAGAGGAAGAAAGAGCUGAACGAAAUCUUGAAAAGCACAGUGAGCAGCAACGAUAAGAAAACCAAAGGCCGGACAGGCUGGCCGCAGCACGUCUGGGCCUUGGAACUCAAGCAGUGAAGAGAAGAAAGAGAGCUGGGGAGCUCGGGGGCCGAGGCGCCAGAUGCAGACCCAGGACUCUCCGAAAGCCCUCGGACUCCCUUCUGAGGACUUCUAGCUGUUGGAUAAUCCGGUUUAUUUAUGUGCAAUUUCCUUCCCCCAUUUUUUUGCCCCCCCCAUUUGAGGCAUCCGCUCCCCAACUCCCUCUCCAAAAAAAAGUGGAUAUUUGAAGAAAAGCAUUCCAUAUUUUAAUAUGAAGAGGACACUCCCGUGUGGUAAGGGACCCCGUCCUUCUGUGUGUGAAUGUUCCCUCUUGGCUGUGUAGACACCAGCGUUGUCCCCUCCCCCACUCACCCAACUCCUUCCAGAUAAAGAAGUGGACACUAGUGCAUAUGUGAAGUGUAUCUUUAAUCCUCGGCCUUUGGAUAUAAAUAUUCCUGGGGUUAUAAAGUUUUAUUUCGAAGCAGAAAGCAGGGCCGCUACCAUUUGUGUUGCGGGUCGGGUAUCUAGUGCUGUCAUUUCAAAUGUUCCCCAUUGGAAGAUGUUUCCACCAGCUACUUGUUUUGUGCACUUCCGUCCUCCAAAACUAAGUGGAAUUUAAUUAAUAUUGAAGGUGUAAACGUUGUGAGUAUUCAAUAAACCACUGUGUGUUUUUUUUUUACAAAAAAAAAACCUAAUCUUUAUAUGGGUGAUACCUCAAAAGAAUUUUGAAAACAAAGCUGUUAUCCUUGUUUUCAUAGUAUUUAAAAUAUUCAGAAGUAAACUAAAUUAUCGUAA